Molecule: messenger RNA, 771 nt
Organism: Fusarium vanettenii 77-13-4
Lineage: Eukaryota; Fungi; Ascomycota; Sordariomycetes; Hypocreales; Nectriaceae
Exons: 2
Coding region: 1-771 (256 amino acids)
Source: RefSeq, a predicted model, not a curated record
AUGCCUCCUCCCGCUCCCUUCCCCAAUAGCCCCUCGAACCCGCGCAAACCUCUCGAGAGCCAGACAAACGCGGGCAGUGAUAUGUCCGUGAUGCUUUUCGUCCAGCCAGAUUGCCCGUCCAAGUUUGCCUAUCAGGACCAGCAUCGCAUUAACGGGCUCAACGCAGAGGCAUUGGCGAGGGUCUUCCUACCUGCCCCACCCUGGAUUCUGACCCCCGAGUAUGCGCAACUUCGGUCGGACCCCGGCAACCCCUCCGCCUGCAUCUUCUUUAGCACCAACCUUUCUAUCUAUAAUAAACAAGUCGUUGCAUCAGAAUGGACCGAGCAAUGGUUCUUUAUGAACGGUCGUGUUUACCCGUACACCCUGACCUGGGAGAUUGAACAGCGAGAUGGUCUAGAGUUAGAUACUGGCGCUAUCACACAAUACACCAUUCCGGCUCUUAUCAUCCGUGAUCAGGGCUACCAGCCCAUUCUCCCCCGAAACUUUGCCUCCGUAGACCACUUCCCCGCUGUCCCUCCCGUUGUCGCGUUCACUGGCCCUGUUGUCGGUUCCGGCCGCAUAUUGCUACGAAAGGAGUCUAUUCCAGGACUCGACGGCGUCCAGUUGAAGUGCUGUGGCUUCGUCCAACUUUCUACGUUCAUUGCUCCUGGAAAGCCUGAUAAGACUCCCUUCAAAGGCUUCCAUCCAUUCCAGGUCUUUGUUAUCUUCCCCAUCCACGCUAAUCCUUGGGCAGCCCUGUGCAAGAAAAUGGUCGAGAGACAGGACACCUAG